CAGAGCGGUCAAGGCUGGGAAGGGGUGUUUCACUUGUGACCGAGCCUUAUAAGAGCUGGUUUGAGCAGCCAUGUGCUGGCAGAGCGGGGAGGACAGGGUAUUUCCAGGCUGAGACAGGGAGGAAGUCUGCGGGUCUCUCACAUCUGCUGCAGCAGGAGCUGAGUUUCACAGAGGAUCCGGGCUUCCAGCUCAGCUAUGACGACCAGCAGCAUGGACUUGGACUGCGAGAGGUGUCAGUGCCAGCAGGAGGACAACCGCACCGCCAUCCUUUACAACCUCCUCAGCCAGAACCUGAACCACAGCCGGGGCAGCUGCAGCCCGGCCCAGCAGCGCUGCCUGUGCCACCAGCGCCGGACGGUCUGCCUCCGCACACCCCACGUCACCUGCCAGGCUGCCUCCGAUGUGCUGGUGAAAACCGUCAGCUUCAUGAAAAACCUCCCUUCCUUCCACCUGCUGCCGCGAGGGGACCAGCUCCUGCUGCUGGACAGCUGCUGGGUCCCCCUCUUCCUCCUGGGGCUGGCGCAGGAGAUGGUGACGUUUGAGGUGAUGGAGACCCCGGCCCCCAGCAUGCUCAAGAAGAUCCUCCUCGAUGGCCAAAGCAAACGGCAGGAGCCCGAGCGGACGCAGCCCACGCUGGCUGCCGUGCAGCGGCUGCAGUGCGGCCUCAACACCUUCUGGAGCCUGGACCAGCCCAAGGAAUACGCCUACCUGAAGGGAGCCAUUCUCUUUAAUCCUGAUGUCCCAGGGCUGAGAGCCUCCCUGUACAUCGAGAGCCUCCAGCGGGAGGCCCAGCGAGCACUUCAGGAGGUCCUGCGGCCCCUGCAUCCUGAGGACCAGGGCCGCUUUGCCCGCAUUUUGCUGAUUGCCUCCACCUUGAAAUCCAUCCCUCCUGCCCUUAUCACAGACCUCUUCCGGCCCAUCAUCGGCAACGCAGACAUCAUUGAGCUCAUCGCGGAAAUGCUGUACGAAAUCACCAGCAGGCAGCUGGCUCCCACACCACGCAUGGCGCUCUGA
This is a messenger RNA of Cygnus olor (mute swan), 1014 nucleotides long. RefSeq names its product nuclear receptor subfamily 0 group B member 2 (gene NR0B2). Gene Ontology annotation, cellular component: nucleus; cytoplasm. Gene Ontology annotation, biological process: circadian rhythm; negative regulation of transcription by RNA polymerase II. The record is from RefSeq and is a predicted model, not a curated record. Gene Ontology annotation, molecular function: transcription corepressor activity; transcription factor binding. NCBI's taxonomy places the organism in Eukaryota, Metazoa, Chordata, Aves, Anseriformes, Anatidae.